Cydia pomonella (codling moth) is the source of this 1703-nucleotide messenger RNA. RefSeq lists its product as uncharacterized. The transcript has 5 exons. The coding region runs from base 621 to 1400 and encodes 259 amino acids. The record is from RefSeq and is a predicted model, not a curated record. Lineage: Eukaryota; Metazoa; Arthropoda; Insecta; Lepidoptera; Tortricidae.
UAUAAACGCACGUGCACAACGCUGAACAACGAUCAGUUUGUAUCGGAGUCGGGCUAGAGUACAGACGCUUGGAUAGCGAACGACAGCGCAGUCGAUCUAUUUUUCUUUUUUAUUUGGCUUCUAGCCGUUGUAUGGAGCUUGAACAAUUGUCACCAUUCGUGCUAGAGAGGCAGCGUGAGGCGCUCGCGCACGCGCAGAGCGUCGAUGGCUUCUCUGUGCGGCGCGAUGAGGAGCACGGCGCCGAGGCCGAGCCCGCCGAGCCGGCCGUGGGCCGCUGGGGCGCCGAGUGGCCGAGUUGACUCGCUUCGGAGCCGCGGGCCCCGGCCCGCGAUGUGACCCGCCUGCCCCUGCCGCCCGCGCGGUGGGGCCUCCAGCGGAACCCGCUGGAACUAACCUCCUCGACCCAUGAGGAGCUAGUCACGGUCGCCGAGGCCGAGCUCCGCCGCCUCCUCGUCACUGACAACUAUGACUCCGUCAGCAACUUCAUUUCGCUGUUCGAUGCAUUUGAGAAGCGGAGGGAACCGCUGUACGACGUCUAUGAGAGCUACAAGCCGCCGAUAAGAGCGAAGAAACACACAUGUGUGGGCUUAGGCUUCGAGUUGAUCAGGCGUUGGCGCGCCAUGGACCCUGAAUUCCCUGGCUUGGCUAUAGCGACCGCUUUACUCUCCUGCGAAGAGGCAGUGGUGGAUGUCCGGGGUUAUGUCACCAGUGGAGACUGUCCGACGGCGGUAGUGGAGGCCGAGAAGGAACACGUUAUGGUGGGAGUCCAGAUCCGGGUGGAUGGAAGACCGGGGCUGCUGCUAGCCGAUCCGGGGUACCACGUGCCUAGGGUUGUCACUGUCAUGCAGGAUGGACUUUAUCCUCACACCGGCUGGUUCACACAAACCGACGAUCAGUUCCUCAAAGAGUACAGCUACGCGUUUAGCCCCCACAACUCCAACUACGUCGAAUGGCGGGAGCGGACCACUCGGGACGGCAAUGUGAAGCGCCAGACCUCACUAGUUUACACCUCGAGGCCGUAUCUGGAUGGCGUCAAUGUUACCGAAAGGAGGAACCUGGUCUACAACUUUAGGAGCCUCCUAGCCCGCGACCAGAAAGGCCAGCUCGUGGCCGGCCUGUACUUCCCCGUCGGCGCGCGCGGCAAGGACGCCUCCUUCACACUGUUCUUCGACACCGGGGCUGAGAAGAGGAAGACUAAACACAAGUUCAGCUUGUUCACUGACGAGAUUGAGAUCUCACAAACCCUGUCCGACGAGAUCGAGCUCUGCAACAGCCAAAUGAACUACCCUCAAGGCGAACUCCGUCGCAUCCUUACCAAGCUCGCCAAGGUCGUCUCCCACCAGCCCUUCAUCGAGCAGAUGCUCGAGAUCAACGAGGACAUCUGCCGCAUGAGCCUCUGACGACAAUAUGGCGUCCGCAAGAUGGCCGACGCCACAGACUAAAUAUGCAGCCAACAUGGCGUCCGCAAGAUGGCGGACGCCAAACUAUAUCCCCCGCUUCUUUUUAGAUUAGUUCCUCUAUAUUUAUAGGUAUAUUUAUUAUUGUAUUUUAAAGAUUCAUUUAAAUUUAAUGUAGAAUUUUGGUGAUGGGAUUAUUUUACAAUUUUAAAUUCUUACUUAUACUUUGUAGAUUAAAAUUUAUAUUAUUUAUUGGGAUUGGUGAAUGUUUUACUUGCUUUAGCAAUACAAUUUAUUUGACGGACA